AUGGCGGAUGUGGGCAAGAAGUACUGCGUGAACUGUCUCGCGGACGUUACGAACCUGCGGCUGCGCUGCACAGACUGCCCGGACAUCGAGCUGUGUCCUGAGUGUCUGUCCGCCGGAGCGGAGAUCGGGACCCACCGGAGAUGGCACGGGUAUCAGCUAGUGGACGGCGGCCGCUUCACUCUGUGGGGUCCCGAGGCGGAGGGAGGAUGGAGCAGCAGGGAAGAGCAAUCGCUGCUCGAUGCCAUCGAACAGUACGGGUUCGGGAACUGGGAGGACAUGGCAGCCCACAUGGGAGCCUCCCGGACACCUCAGGAGGUGAUGGAGCAUUAUGUGACUAUGUACAUCCAUGGUAACCUGGGGAAGGCGUGUAUCCCUGAGCUGAUCCCAAACCGUGUGACGGACCACACGUGUCCGGGCGGGGCACCUCUUUCCCCGAGCCUCACUGCGCCCCCACCUCCACUGGAGCUCACGCCGGCUGAACAGCAGCAGCUCGGCUACAUGCCACUUCGUGACGACUAUGAGGUGGAAUAUGAACAGGAGGCGGAGCUGCUUGUCAGUGGCUUGUCUGUAAACUACGAUGAUGAGGAUGUGGAACUGGAGAUGAAACGCGCUCAUGUGGAUAUGUAUGUUCGAAAGCUACGUGAGCGUCAGCGUAGGAAAGAUGUUGGCCGUGACUACAACCUCAUAAAUGCUUUUUUUGGUCGUGAAAAGAAAGACAAAGGGAGUGGAGCUGCAGGUGCUGCUUUGGCCCCGCCCAUUGUGGGUUCAACAUCAGGUUCUGCAAAGCGUAAAAUCACGAAGGAGGAGCGCGAGCAGCGGACAAAAUUGCGUGCAAUCUGCCAGUUCAUGGCAUUUCGAGAAUUCGAGGACUUUUUUGAGAACAUGCAAAAGGAGCGCUUGCUUCGUGCCAAAGUGCGUGAACUCCAGCGUUACCGGCGCAACGGCAUCACGCGUCUCGACGAGUCAGCUGAGUACGAGGCAGCACGGCACAAACGUGAGAAACGGAAAGAAAACAAGAGCUCCAAAAGAGGCAGUGGAGGUGGAGGUGGUGGAGGAGCUGGGAUUGGAAUUGGAGGCGGAGCAAACUCUGGAAGUGGAGCUAAUUUAGGUGGCGGAGCCAGCACCAUAAAAGAGGAAGGAAAAGAUGGUGAAUUCUCAGCCAUCGAGCACUUAUCUGGCUUCGAGCUGCUUUCUGAUCGUGAGAAAGUGCUCUGCAAUUCACUGAACUUGAGUCCAACUCGAUAUUUGACUGUCAAAACGAUCAUAAUUAAAGAUCAUUUGCAGAAACGGCAAGGCGUUCCCGCUAAGAGCCGCUUACCGGGCUACCUGGACAAAAUGCUGAAAAGACGCAUCCUGAACUUCCUCACAGAGAGCGGCUGGAUAUCUCGAGAUGCUGCGUAACAUUUCAUGCUUCUUUUUUUGUGUUUUCUAAGUACAUGGGACAGUGAAUCUCAAUCCUGGAUCUGCUCAUAGGAAUGUAAAUGUGGAAAGAAAAAACUUGACUACAAUUUUGAUAAUGGUUCAAAGGAAUAAAUUUGUAUAUACAUAUA
Messenger RNA from Tachysurus fulvidraco (yellow catfish), 1550 nucleotides. It is a transcript of the gene tada2b, whose product is annotated as transcriptional adaptor 2B. Gene Ontology annotation, cellular component: nucleus; SAGA-type complex. Bases 1 to 1401 code for a protein of 466 amino acids. Lineage: Eukaryota; Metazoa; Chordata; Actinopteri; Siluriformes; Bagridae. Gene Ontology annotation, molecular function: chromatin binding; zinc ion binding; transcription coactivator activity. The transcript has 2 exons. The record is from RefSeq and is a predicted model, not a curated record. Gene Ontology annotation, biological process: chromatin remodeling; regulation of transcription by RNA polymerase II.